Molecule: messenger RNA, 924 nt
Organism: Trichoderma aggressivum f. europaeum
Lineage: Eukaryota; Fungi; Ascomycota; Sordariomycetes; Hypocreales; Hypocreaceae
Exons: 2
Coding region: 1-924 (307 amino acids)
Source: RefSeq, a predicted model, not a curated record
AUGGCGCGCAUCCACCAUUCCUGGAGUUUCAACAUCGACCGGUUCCUCAAUCCCUUGAUCCCUCCUCCGCCAUGGAACCACAUCCCUUACCCCAUCGCCUACUGGUUUGGCUAUCGCAAGACGAAGCCUCAGGGAACAGGCAACUUGAUGCCCAUCUUUUGGGCCUUUAUCGGCGUCUUUGGUGCUAUUGCCAUGAUUGAAGCCGUUGGAAAGCAUGUCGCCUCGUUCCCACCCCACCACGUACCUCUCAUCGUGGGCAGUUUUGGUGCUGCUGCCGUCCUUGAGUUCUACGCCAUUGAAUCGCCUCUUGCGCAGCCGCGAAACGCCAUCGGCGGCCAAGUCAUCUCCGCCAUCAUUGGUUGUGCCGUGGGAAAGCUCUUCCUUCUCAGUGACAACUUUGAAGACAUCAAAUGGCUCGGCGGUGCUCUGGCUUGCGCUUCUGCUACUGCGAUGAUGGCACUGACCAAGACCGUGCAUCCUCCGGCCGGUGCAACCGCGUUAUUGGCUGUUGUUGAUCCCACUCUUAUCCAAGUCGGCUGGUUUCUGAUCCCCGUCAUGUUGCUGGGAAGCACUUUGAUGCUUGGUGCAGCCCUCCUUAUUAACAACAUCGAGCGCCAAUUUCCCGUCUACUGGUGGUCUCCUGAAGAUCUGAGGCAGCCCAACUCCAUGUUUCGCCGCCGAUCAUCCAAGAAGAAGGCCAAGGAAACUGAAUCCAAGCCCGAGGACGCUAGCAGCGGAGAAGGCGAUGCGAGAUACGUUUCCGAUGUCGAGGCGAAUGCCGCUGCCGAGACCGAGUUGGAAAAGGAAGACACCAUUUAUGCCGCCGAUAUCAUCAUCAAGCCGGGACAGGUCAUUGUUCCUGAACACGUCUAUCUCACCCAGGAAGAGCAGCAGUAUUUGGAAAUGAUAUCCAAACGUCUCUAA